This is a messenger RNA of Alligator sinensis (Chinese alligator), 1214 nucleotides long. It is a transcript of the gene ONECUT3, whose product is annotated as one cut homeobox 3. Gene Ontology annotation, molecular function: RNA polymerase II cis-regulatory region sequence-specific DNA binding; DNA-binding transcription factor activity, RNA polymerase II-specific. The transcript has 2 exons. Gene Ontology annotation, biological process: regulation of transcription by RNA polymerase II. Gene Ontology annotation, cellular component: nucleus. NCBI's taxonomy places the organism in Eukaryota, Metazoa, Chordata, Crocodylia, Alligatoridae. The record is from RefSeq and is a predicted model, not a curated record. The annotation marks the transcript as partial.
CUCAUGCGCGACGAGCGCAGCCUCGCCUCCAUGGGCAACCUCUACGGCCACUACCCCAAAGACAUGCCGGCCAUGGGCCAGCCCCUGUCCCCGCUGCCCAAUGGCCUGGGCUCCUUGCACAACGGCCAGCAGCCGCUGGCCCCCUACGGCCCCGGGGGGCACCUGGCCAACGAGAAGAUGCUCUCGCCCAGCGGCUUCGAGUCGCACGCGGCCAUGCUCUCCCGGAGCGAGGAGCACCUGGCCCGCGGGCUGGGGGCGCCCGGCUCGGGCAUGAUGCCCCCACUCAAUGGCAUGCACCCGCACGGGCCGCCCCAUGCCCAGCCCAACGGGUCGCUCCUGGGCGAGCGGGAGCGGCAGGCGUCCACCUCCGGCUCGCAGGCCGGCGGCUCUGGGCAGGUAGAGGAGAUCAACACCAAGGAGGUGGCGCAGCGGAUCACGGCCGAGCUGAAGAGGUACAGCAUCCCCCAAGCCAUCUUUGCCCAGAGGAUCUUGUGCAGGUCUCAGGGCACCCUCUCGGACCUGCUGCGGAACCCCAAGCCCUGGAGUAAGCUUAAGUCGGGCCGGGAGACCUUCCGGAGGAUGUGGAAGUGGCUGCAGGAGCCGGAAUUUCAGAGGAUGUCGGCGCUGAGGCUCGCAGCUUGCAAACGCAAAGAGCAGGAGCAGCAGAAAGACCGGAGCCUGCAGCCCAAGAAGCAGCGGCUGGUCUUUACGGACCUCCAGCGCCGCACCCUGAUCGCCAUCUUCAAGGAGAACAAGCGUCCCUCCAAGGAGAUGCAGAUGACCAUCUCGCAGCAGCUGGGCCUGGAGCUCAAUACUGUCAGCAACUUCUUCAUGAACGCCCGCCGGCGGUGCAUGAACCGCUGGCAGGAGGAGCCUGGCACCAACCCCGGGGUCCCCUCUUCUUCUACAAGCACUUUCUCCAAAGCAUGAUGUUCCUUCUUGGCCCCUCUGUAUCCCCUGACCACUCCUUCCUCAUGAGAAAUCAAACCACACACUUAUACACAUGCACCAAUCAAAUGACAAGUCAAACUGACCCAGACCUUAUGGAUGGGUGCUCUUGGGUGCUGCAGGGAAGUUGGCCUCCCUCUCUGGAUUUUGGCCUACUCCUAUAGGAUUUUGCCUUCAUAGUCCAGUCCCAGAAGAAGCUCAUGGCAGAGGGGCAGUUUCCUUUCUCUUGGCGCUCUGAGGAAACUUCCAGUGGAGUGAGUGAUGCC